This is a messenger RNA of Stylophora pistillata, 1976 nucleotides long. RefSeq lists its product as uncharacterized. Gene Ontology annotation, molecular function: protein binding. NCBI's taxonomy places the organism in Eukaryota, Metazoa, Cnidaria, Anthozoa, Scleractinia, Pocilloporidae. The record is from RefSeq and is a predicted model, not a curated record.
UGUAAACAAGAUGGCAGCUUUUUAUGGUUCGGGCUUUGCCAAGGAUCUGUUAAGCAGUCUUAGCGCUGAAGUUCUGUAUAUUAUUCUGUCGUAUCUUCCUGCAAAGUCUUUGUUGAAUGUUAGUGAAUGCAACCGUCGUUUACGGGAUUUAUGUCAGAACUGUAACUCGCUUUGGAAGCAUCUUUGUAAGAUAGACUUUGAUGCUGACUUGACUGUGAAAGGCUCUUUCCCAUCCUUUUUCAUCUUGUAUCAGCUGCUUUACAAAUCCCGCAUUAUCCUUGAGGACACAGACUAUAGCACAUAUAGUGGUUAUUUACCAGAUUGGUUGUAUUAUUGGAGUGCACUCAGUACCAAGCCACCCCUCCCUGGCUUUUACAACUUGCCAGCAGGAAGGACAAAGAAAACUUGGGGCCUUACAGAAGAGGAUUUGACCAACUACCAGAUCAAAUGUAACAAAUCUUGUACGGUAAGAUUAGAGCGUUAUUACACUUGGACAGACGGUCUAGAAGCAGCACUCUGUAAACACAAGAGCAAACAACGAUUCCACGAGGUGGCUCUGAAGCGGUGCAUGCGAAGUCAAAAACAAAUUCACAAGACCUUUCCAAAGGCAUCAUGUUCCCAGAGAAAAAGAGCUUUUAACAAAUUCCAGAAUGAGCAUCGCAGCCAAAGAAACAUUCUCUCCAAGCAAAGGGAGGGUGCCAGUGAAUACUUGAGUUUACAGUCUCCCCAUAAGAUUGGCCAAGAUUAUAUUGAUGGAUAUCUUCACAAGAGUGGUAUCAAACAACUUGAAAGCUAUGUUGAGUUUGCUAAACGCCUUGAACAAGAGGUUGACAUAGCAGAACUGUCUAAAGACAUUCCAGUGUGUGUUCUACUCGUUUACGAUAAAAUGUCCUCCAUAGCGCAACAAAGGUUUAUUUCGGCGGAGGAAUUCCUUGAUGUUGCCAAGGAUUACUUUGAAAGAGUUAAGAGAGUGUGGAAUUGGCAGAAUGAACAUGGACCACAAGCAAGACAGGCUUACCGAGAUUGUUCAGUUGUAAAAACUCAUUCAUCUUAUAGUGCAUUUGUUCAAACUGGUAGUGAGUCACAUUUUAGAAAUCUUCGACUAAAUUUUGAGGGACUAGAAAAGUUACAAACAUGGCUCGAUGAAAACCAGUGGAUUACCAAGCUGCUCGAUCCAAACUUUAUCACAAUUCUCCGUGGAGCUCCGUUGCAGAAAUUACCGUCCAAUGAUCUCAGCACACAAGCGUUUCAUGCAUUGAGAAAAAUGGUGAGACUCUUCCUCAAAACCGGACGAAGAAUCGACUUUGAUAGAAUUCUCAGAAGACUAUCUGAAUCUGCCAAAAUAUUUCUGCAAACACACUUGGAGUACGUGGAAAACUUAGAGAGGACCCUUUCACGCGAGUAAAUUGUGAUUAGGGUCCAGUUUCUCUUUGCUGGGGUCUUAACAAAUUGAGACGGCUGGUAUAUGGAGAAUUCAUGAGCAAUCUGAACUUCUCAAAAAAACGGUGCGGAAAAAUAUGGUUAGAUUUCGAUUCUCCCCAGCGAGUAUAUACACAACGAAUACGAGCUCGUGAGAAAAUUUGCGUUAUGAAAUGAAGCUUCCCCACUGCUAUGCAAGUGAAGCGCAUCUUUGCGUACUUCGUUCGUUUACCGUCAACAGCUUUCUUUUAGGUGAAUUACCUUUGAUAAGUGUGUCUUGCAAGGCCACUUUCAUCUGCUUUCCAAUUUCAUCUUUACUAUUCCAUUUUCAAAUACUCGAACUUUUUACUCCUUAUAAAUUUCCCUUGAUUUGACUCGGCUAACUCUGUGAAUCGUGCAUUACAUACUUCUCCCAAGUAACUCCUGGAAAAGCCCUUGAGACUCCUUGCAAUGAAUUGUCUGUGCGACGAUCCCUGAUUGUUUCCUAUGAUUCAUAGGAGUUCGACGUCACAAGAUUAAGAAUAGAGCUUUUGGGAUUAAAAAGCGAUCGAGAUCUG